Branchiostoma belcheri (Belcher's lancelet) is the source of this 3378-nucleotide messenger RNA. RefSeq lists its product as uncharacterized. Gene Ontology annotation, cellular component: membrane. Lineage: Eukaryota; Metazoa; Chordata; Leptocardii; Amphioxiformes; Branchiostomatidae. Gene Ontology annotation, molecular function: protein binding; calcium channel activity. The transcript has 13 exons. Gene Ontology annotation, biological process: detection of mechanical stimulus; kidney development. Bases 10 to 3378 code for a protein of 1122 amino acids. The record is from RefSeq and is a predicted model, not a curated record.
AGGUGUCCCAUGACCGAAUGGAAGGUCUCUGUAGGGACCAUGACUCUUCCACUCCCCAACUCCAUCAACUUCAUCAACGCGUUCCAGAACUUCCUCCACCUGAGCGACAACUCCGUAGUGUUCUCCAUCGUGGUGUCCGAGUUCAUCCUGUACCUUCAUAUCAUGGUUCUCUUGUGCGUGGACUUUCACCGUGUAUGGCCGCUGUGCAAAGUGAGUCUGGUCCCUCCUGACAGGAUGGUCGCACGUCAUGUCUAUCAACUCACGGUCACCACCGGGUCCAUGUUCGGGGCAGGGACUACCUCACGGAUCGGCUUGCAACUCUUCGGGUCAGAGGCCACAUCCCCAGUCAAGAUGCUGAACCCAAUAGAGAGGUCUGCUUUGGUGCGCGGAAGCACUUUACAUUUUGUCAUGCCUGUGCGAGAGUCACUUGGAGAAGUGCUGUUGUUGCGCAUCUGGCAUGAUAACUCUGGGAAAGGAGACACGGCAUCCUGGUUCCUCGGAAGUUUUGUCGUCAGAGAUAUAGAAACCGACGUGGUAUCGUAUUUCACCUGCAAUGACUGGUUAUCAAGAGAAAAGGGGGGCGGCGAAGUACAGAAGGUGGUUCACGCAAGCACCGAAGAGGAUCUGACAUCCUUUACCAAUGUCUUCAAUGAGGCAACCAGAGACGUGUUCUACGAUAAACAGCUCUGGACGUCUGCCCUUGUAGCAGCACCGGGUUCAAUCUUUACCAAGGCCCAGCGUCUGUCCUGCUGCUUUACUCUACUGAACACCAUGAUGCUAUCCAGCGCCAUGUGGUACAAGGCAGAAAACACAACUGCCGACACCAGAGUGUUGAACCUGGGGUUUGUUCGUUUCACCAUACAGGAGCUGUACAUCAGUCUCAUGACUGUCCUGACCGUGCUGCCAGUCAAUCUGGUACUUCUGCAGUUGUUCCGCAUGGAGGCGCCACUGUCCGUUAACACUCGGGAGAUGUCCAUCCGCCCGUCCAAGAAAGCACCGAAGAAGGUCUAUCCACCUGCCAAGCCUGAUGUGAAAUCGGCUAGGAAGAAGAAGGAACUGAAUAAGAAGUCAGCUUCUGCACUGAAGGAGUUUCUUCUCUUGCUUCUCUUCGUGGUGCUCCUCUUCUACAUCGCCCAGGCGGAUAAAGACCAACAUGCCUUUUAUGAGACACAGUCCUUGUCGAACAACAUUCUGCAAGAAUAUGACACGAUUAAAACUCCGGACCAGUUUUACGCGUGGACUGAGGACGUCCUGCUGCCGACUCUUUACCCAGCUACCUGGUACAACGGAAGGGACAUGAAGUACUUAGACCGACAGUUUGCACACAACACGGGAUCUUUCCGCCUCGGUCCUCCACGUCUGACACAAGUUAGGAAACUUCCAGGUUCAACGUCUGUCGCUAGCAUCGGCUGGAGCGUGUCUGGUAACUGUUGGCGAUUUAAUGUCACAGACGUGUUCUCUUAUCCAAACGGCACACCCGAAUGCACAAAUCACCAUUCAUUUGACGUUCCCUUGAAUCAUGACUCCGCUGUAUCAUUCUUUGGUGUCUUGAAAGACAACCAGUUUUUCGACAAGUACACAAAAUCCGUUACAAUCGCCAUAAACUUCUACAACCCCAGCCUGAAGCUUUUCAGUGUUGUGAACAUGAUUAUAAAUCGUUCCGGACUGGGAUUUGAACGCUUUGUUGACCUGCAAACCGCUGCAUGGUGGGAUGCUUGUUUUAAACACAUCUUGGGCCUUGUUGUCUUCAUCAAUACCAUAUCCCUACUUCGCGUCGUCCGCUUCAGUCAAACAAUCGGCAAACUCCUGGCUCUUCCCGGCAUCAUGAAGGAGGAACUCUUGUCGUUCUUGGUUGUUGCCGCCAUCGCCUUUAUCGCCUUCAUCAGCUCAGCACACCUCAUAUUCGGAAGCCACAUGGAAUCUUACGCAGACCUGUACCACACAACGUUUGCACUCUUCGAGAUGAUGCUUGGCAGGUUCUUCGCCCAAGACAUGUUGGACUCCAACCCUCUCACCGGGCCGAUCUUCUUCUCUUCCUUCAUGAUCUGCAUCUUCAUCCUCCUGAUGAACUUCCUCAUGACCAUCGUCUGUGACGCCAUUUCCGCCGACGUGGACGUCAGCCAUGACCAAGAGCUUGGAGAGUACAUCUGGAGGAGCUUCCGGGCCAUGUUAGGGUUUCACAGCACGCCGGAUAAGGAGAAUAAACCAGGUGAACUGAAUUUGAAAGGACUGGAGGCCAACAUAGUCAUCAUUCAGGAGAAACUUGAUGAAGGUCUGGACAUCUGUAACUCCAUCCUGCCUUCACGGAAGCAGGUGACGUCUGACAAAAUCACCCGGGAAGAUGAGAAAUUAUCAAUAAUUGUCGACGAAAGUCACCAAAGUACCACUGUCAUUCGAAAUGAUAACCACAACAUCCAAAAACCAACUGGUACUAAUGUAGAUACUUUUGAUAUUGACACUGAAAUCCAAAUCCUGGAGCAAGAAUUUGAGGAAGAGAAAAACAGGAAAAAAAUAACAGAGCAUCACCUAUUAACUGAGAUAAGGGUGCAGACCAAGCAAAUUGAGGACAUCCUUGUUAGGGUAAAUCGUGCUACAACUAAACCGACUGUGCAAAAGGUACCCCGGUGUAUCCAGGUUGCAGCAGCUCCAACUGAGAAGCGAAAUGUGUCAGGUGACACACAGAAUGGAAAACAGCAGCCUGCAGGAAACACGUGGAUCUCCGAUCUAAAGCUCACCGCUGAAGACAAGGCUGUACUCCUUAGUGACGAGGUGCUGACAGACAAACACAUCCAUGCCGCACAGAUGUUACUCCGCCGUCAGUAUCCGGGAUUGGGAGGACUACAAGAUACGACAGUAGGAGCGUCUUCGUACGGAUACACACGGGUCUCCGGAGAAGGUCUACAGAUUCACCACACCGGCCAAUUCCACUGGGUACUCUCGUCCUCCAUAGGUGGACAUGUCAGUGUUUAUAACAGUAUCCCCGGUAGGAUAAAUGCAUUGUUGGAGAGCCAGUUGAGGCAGUGCUACGCACCAGUCUCCAACAUGGCCACCGAUGUACUGACUGUCAAAGUACCAUGUGUGCAGCUGCAGGAAAGCGGGAGUACAUGCGGACUGUUUGCCAUAGCGUGGGCUGUAGACAUCGCGAUGGGGACGGAUGUGACCCAGGUCAGGUACAACGAGAGCAAGAUGAGAGCCCAUCUCCUGGACUGUUUCGAACGCGGUCACCUGUCUCCCUUCCCGCGGGUCCGUCAGGUCACCAGGCGGCGAGCCAGUGCGGUUCACCGGAUCAGUUUGGCUUGCCGCUGCGGACAAAGUCGCCCGUCUACAAAGCUUGGAGGACGGGUGAAGUGUAGGAAGUGUCACCUGCCGCUAUGCUAG